AUAAAGCCGGCAUGCGGCGCAGCCAUCUUGAGGUUCCUGUCGUAAUGGCCGGCGGCCGCCAUGUUAUGAAAUCACAUGUCAGGAUUAUACUCCCUUGCUCUCGGAUUUAAUUUAUUUCAUUUUAAUGUUAUCCUCAAAAACAUAUUAUCUGUCAUAAAUAACAGUUAAUAGAGUAACGAAGUCGACAUGUAUAUGGAUGGUAGUGUAGUCCACCCACACCCUGGACAGGUCCUGGGUGGGGUUCCUGGGGUUGUUCAUGGCAUGCCAGUCCAUGGUGCGGGGCCAGAUGGGGAGCAUCCUCCGCAUGGCCCCCGCCGUCGUUAUCAAAACAGACCGAAGCCAUCAAAUAACCUAGAGCGACUGCCUUUGGAUGAAGCUGCUAAAAGGGAAAUGGAAUCUCUGCCUAUGAAGACUCCUGUAUCAGUGCUCCAAGAGCUAUUGGCACGACGUGGUACUGUACCGAAAUAUGAACUGGUUCAAAUUGAAGGCAUGAUUCAUGAACCAACAUUCCGCUAUCGUGUGACUGUGGCUGACUUAGUUGCUAUGGGUACUGGGCGCUCAAAGAAGGAGGCCAAACAUUCUGCAGCCAAAGCUCUGCUAGAUAAGCUGACUGGUGCAGCCCCUGCUGAUCAAUCCACCAAUGGCAAUGUCCCUGAAACUGGUGCUGUGGUACCAUCUUUUGAAGAUAAACUUAUGGGUAACCCUGUCGGCUGGCUUCAAGAACUUUGCAUGUCGCGCUUUUGGCCGCCACCCUCCUACCACGCAGAAAAUGAUGAUAAUGUCAACAGGCGUCUGCCUCACGAGCGCCAAUUUACUAUUGUAUGCACACUCCUGAAACGCCGAGAAGUUGGCACAGGUAAAUCCAAGAAGCUCGCUAAACGUCAAGCUGCAUACAAGAUGUGGCAGGCUCUUCAAGACAACCCACCAGAAGUUUUUCAGCCAGAUGAAGAGGGCGGAGUCGCGGCCCGAUAUGCCGACUUGAAAGAUAGUAAAAUCUCCACUCUGACUACCAGUCACAGCCACAAGGUCUCGCAGUUUCAUAAACACCUCAAACAAUCUAUCGGCCCCAACCUGGCCAAGUUGCAGGUUACGCCCCUGAACAACAAGGACUUCAACUUUGUUCAGUUCUUACAAGAGAUCGCAUCUGAGCAAUCAUUUGAAGUCACUUAUGUGGACAUUGAAGAGAAAUCGAUGAGUGGCCGCAACCAGUGCCUGGUACAGCUGUCGACGUUGCCGGUGGCUGUUUGUUAUGGAUCGGGCCUGACAAGCAAAGAUGCCCAAUCUUCAGCUGCUCAAAAUGCCCUUGAGUAUCUUAAAAUCAUGACCAAAAAGUGAAUGUGUCAUUAUCUCGCGACAUCAAAACAACACAUCUAGUGCUCACUAUGCAUCAAAUAUUAUUGAAGUAUAAUAAAUAACAAUGCAAUCGGUUUAUGAAUUAUAUUAAUAAAGAUUAAAUUCUAGAUGCGCAAAUAGCAUAGAACGACACUCGAGAGCUUGUAUGGUUGAUGUCGCUAGGUUUUGAGCCUAAAUUUAUCUUUAAAACCACUUCCCAUUUGAAUAUGGCAUUUCGCCUGUGUGCCAGCAGCACUUCGGGCUAUGCUUUAUAACUGGCAUAUUUGCAGUAUCUUACUUGUGAUUCUUUUUUUCUCUUAUCAUAAUUUUUACAACUUACAUUUUUAUAUAUGAUUAACCGGUAACGAAUAUUUAGCUUAAUUAUGAAGAAGGGUGGUAAUAAAAAAGAAGUCCCAAAGUUCGAAACUUAAGAGAUGUGGAUUUAAAACAGUGCCUGUAUUUAUUAGAUACUGUUUUUGAAACUUCAGGUAAAACUGGUACAUUAAUCAAAAUGAAGCAAAACCUUAAUUUGAAAUUACUUAGGUCGUAAAUGCGCAUUUGUGUGCGUAUGUGGUGUAGCAAAGCAUUUAAGGAUUGUGUGACUGCUUACCAUCAGGUGAACCAAAAUUAUUCUCAAUUGCCACCUUCCCUCAAUUUGAAUAACUAGAAAUAUCACUAAAGAUUAUUUAAUUUAUUUAUACUUUAUUGUACACAAAAAAUUAUAAACAAAUAUAUUAAAAAAAGAUGUACAACAGGCGAGCUUAUCUCUGUAAGAGUUAUCUUACAAUAGAUUACAUUAAUAGAAAGUAAUUUGAAACAUUUAUAAUCGGGUACUUGGAACUAAUUAUAUUGGUGUCAGCUUGUUCCCCACUUUACAAAGUGUCUACCUAUUAUUUUUUCCUUGUCUUAUUAUUAUGCUUCAUUACAAUAUAUUUCUUACAAUAAUUCUGCAAACAAGUGAUUUCUCACUUGUACUAUUACUGCCAAUGUGCGAGGAUAAAUUGCAUAGCCCGUAAAUUUAACGAAACAAAGUAUGGAGUGGUCAUAUAACAAAUACAAGCUAUACUUUGCAUAGAAUUAGUGUAAUUUUCCCAGCGUGGAAAUUACUUAAAAAUAUAAAAAAAAAAAUAAAAAAAAUAAUAAAAAUAUAAAAAAUAAAAAAAAAAUGUGGACUAUAUUUCCAGUUUAAUAUUCAGCAUAAUUUAGGCAUGUUUUGCAUUUGUAUUAAAUUAAAUUAUUAUAUACUUACCCAAGAAUCGGUCUUAGCUUUUAAUGUAUAUUGUAAUCAUGGCAUAGCCAAUCAUAUUUUUUUCUUUUAAUUAAAACAGGCAUCUUGUUUUUAUAUAAUUUAGUUAAGUAUGGUGUGUUAUGGACUUUUCUUAAAUGCUGAGCAUUAAACGGAAAAAGUAUUCUCAGCUAGUUUAUUGUCUUGUUGACGAACUGUCCAACCUUUGCUUUGUAACAAGCUCCGAGAAUGUGGUCAACUUACUUGAACUUGGAAAUAACUUCUUACAAAGUGCAAGGGUUGGUAAUUGCGAAUAGCAUGUGUCACGAUUGUGUGGUGAGGCAGGAUAACAAGUUUUAUUUUAUUUUAAAUUUAUCAGUAACUGUCUUGGUUUUCUUUUGUAUACAAGAUGGAAAACUUUGCAGGGAAGCUGAGAACUAUGUGUUAGAGUGAAUAUAUCACUGGAAUUAGCGGUUGCGAAGUUAGGAUCCCUUGCCUGUGAAAAUGGGCAUUAUUUUAAUGCAAAGUAUAGAGGUUGUAACAAUUUCUACUAGUACAGUGUCGUCGUCGGUGCUUGCCGUUAAUUGCUAAGCAAUGACGAGGAUCCUGCACGCACCAAGUUUCUUUUAAAUUGAAUGGUGUGAGUUAACCUGCCCUUGUAAAACAUCGCACUGUUCAAGUUAGAAAAGACUAACUGGAGUAAAGGAUUGGAGUUCUGUUCAACCAAGACCAACUAAAUAAAUUGUAAUGCCCUGUCAAUGGGCCAUGAGUUCACAUGUUAUUUUAUGUUUAGUGAGUCUUGGUUCUACUUGUUCUUGUGAAUAAUCUCAAGGAUAAUAUAAUAAGUAAUUGUAGAGUUAACAUUAUUACAGACACUUCCUAUAUAUGUGUAUGAUGUAAUUGUGAAAAUGUAAGAAAUUAUAAAUUUUUGCUAUGCAUUCUUUCUGCUCUAACUUGAAUAAAUAUUUCGUGUUGCUUAUAAAA
Molecule: messenger RNA, 3541 nt
Organism: Galleria mellonella (greater wax moth)
Lineage: Eukaryota; Metazoa; Arthropoda; Insecta; Lepidoptera; Pyralidae
Gene: Loqs
Product: interferon-inducible double-stranded RNA-dependent protein kinase activator A homolog
Exons: 8
Coding region: 187-1335 (382 amino acids)
Source: RefSeq, a predicted model, not a curated record